ACAGUACAAAUAAUUUCCAUUUUACUAUAUCAACAAAUCAACAAAUAUGAUAUACCUUUGCACUUGGUUCUAAAUUAACUCAGGUUGGCAUCAAUGAACCGCUCGCAUUUAUGUCCGGUACUGGAUUCCGUAUUUCGUGGUAAGCUACGAUAGUAAACAGAGAUCGCAGCGAAAUCAAAAACGAUGAAUAACAGCCCGAAAAAUUGGCAGGACUACUUUGUAAUGCCUGUGCGAAUCUGCAACUCUCGGAGGAAACUUUCGCGUGUCAUUUGCGGCACAUGUCGGGGACGAUUUUUGCUGGCCUGUGUGAUAAUAGUUGGAUUGACCUACAUAAACAUGCUUAUUUAUAUGCCAGUCUUCCAAGUGUUCCGGAACAAAAAUAUACAUGCUCCGUGUCUACUUCCGGUUUUUGACAUGUAUGACAAAUCUAUCAAUGAUCAGUUUUGGUCACAGCAGCCUCUUCCCUGCGAGAAUUGGUUAGAUUUGUUUUUUGUUUCUCCUUUAGGGAAUUUAACGUUGAAUCAAACCGCCGUCCAAUUGUCAGGACUACGUAACAUCCGGUGUCAUUAUAGGUACAUAAUACGCAAAUCAGAGACGAAAUUUGUGUUUUCUGAAAAAUUGGAAUACAUUUCACCCAAGUAUUUGGAUGGUGAUUUUGUUCACGUUGAAUGUUUCGACAAUCAAAACAAACGAGUGUACAACAACCUUCAUUUCAACGUGGACGCCAAACCGAUCCUGAAAUCAAGAAAACUAGUGAAUGAGUCCCUGGACAAACUUAGUGUUAUUGCUUUUGGUUUGGAUUCUGUUUCCAGACUCAUAGCCGAAAGAAAACUUCCAAAAACGAUGAAAUAUCUUCGCCAGUCUUUAGGGGCGUAUGUGUUCGCCGGACAUACUCGUUUAGGAGACAGUUCCUUUCCAAAUUUAAAUCCAUUAUUAACAGGGUUGAUAUCUGACUACACUACUCCCGUGCCCCCUGUACACGAACUGCCUUUCAUAUUUAAGAAUUUUUCUGAUCAAGGGGCCGUCAACGUUUUUGUCGAGGACUGGUAUGAAGUCGCUACAUUCAAGGGUUUUACUGACCCACCUACCAUGCAUUAUUCACAGCCUCUGAUUCAAGCGAUGGAUCAAGUCAGGCCCUCCUAUCUGGCUAUUGACAAAAGUUUCCAAUUCCUUCAGAGUCAUAAUAUUCCUCUCCGGAAAGUCUCGGCCUUGUGUUUUGGAAACGAAAAAAGAUACAAAAUUCUUAUGAAUUAUUAUAAAAGAUUUAUUGAGAAAUAUGGAAAUACUAGGAAAUUUGCCUUUUCUUGGAUUAAUGAACUUGCCCAUGAUUUCUUUAACAUGGUGGAAUUGGCAGAUGAGGAUAUUCUUAAUCUUUUCAAAUGGCUAAAAGAAUCUGGGAAAUUAGAGAAUGCGGUUCUUCUGUUUUUUAGUGAUCACGGGCCGCGUUACAGUGAGAUACAGAAUACCGACAUUGGCCGGGUGUCAAACCUCCUACCGCUAAUGUCUAUUGUUCUUCCCAAACGACUGACUGAAAAAUAUCCGCAUAUAGCUCAUAACAUGAAAAUGAAUACUGAACGACUUACAACAAACCACGACGUGUUUUUAAUGCUAAAAGACAUAUUAUACGCUAAUUACGAGGAACAGCCCGUGGUGAAACCUGACGAAAACGGCAUGCUGCCAUAUGAAAUCAGUUUAUUUCGAGAAAUUCCACCUUCUCGUAGCUGUGCAGAUGCUCGAAUUUCAGAUGUCUUUUGUCCGUGUUACACAUCUGUACGGGUGUCCAACUCCGACGAGAGAAUAAUUCAGUCAGCGCAUAUUGUUGUUGAUAGAAUUAACGAUAUUCUGAAGAAAGUUCAAACGAAGUGUGCCAAGGUUAAGUUUGUCUCUAUACACCAUGCUUCCUUAAUAUUCCCAGAUAUGCAGCGCGAUUUAUCGCAAGAGCGCGCCUUCUCAUUAAGAGGUUAUUUCUUGAAAGUCAAAAGUUCCACGCGUUUUCUAAUAAGCUUCAGCACAGAGCCUGGCAAUGCUUUAUUUGAAGCACGAGUUGAUUAUAAAGACCCAGGAGACAUUAAAAUCCUAGGAAAUAUUCUGAGGACGAACGCGUAUGGAAAUCAAUCGUCAUGUAUUGCCCACGCUGACAGGAUCAGACGACUGUACUGUUACUGCAUCUGAGCAGCAGCAGGCGGGAAAUUACCUCGAGUAAGGAGACACGCGGAGGAAUCGUCUCUGGAGUUCAGAGCCGAGGCACUUCCGGAACGGUGACCUGAACGGUUGACCUCAGAUAAUGUGCAGGUGAAUGACCUCGGGGUCUCGAGAGAUGGAUAUUGUGAAUGUAAACACUACCUCCCCAAAGAGAUAUUAUGACAGGGUAGUAGAUAUUUAUUCUGUGAAUACAUACGCAGUGCAUGGACACAAUGGGAGGGUCGGGAACAUUGCUGCAUAUGUAUUCUGUCAAACAAGCCUACAAAUUGAUAUUUUAGAAUAAAAAAAAAACUGAAAAUGAUCUCAAUUUGUGUUCAUCACAGAUCUAGACGUAUUGAUAUUUUCUGAUGAUUUAUACAAAAGGUUUGGUGUCUGCUGAAUAGUCCAAUAUGUCUCUAAUCGAUGAAAAGCGAAGAAAGAAAUUUUAAUUUUGGAAACAAAAGCCUACAGAUUGGUGCAUUAUUUUGAACCUCUAGCUUUUAAUUAAGCCUGUGAUAUACUUGCAGCUUACAAUAUUCUGUUUCUUAAAUAUACAUUGCCUUAUGUAUACAAAGUGUCGGCAAAGCUCAAUAUCAGUUUUCUCUAUGAAUGUGCUGUAUAUAUUUUUGCUUCGUUUUAUUUUUUCUAUAUUUUACACGUGUAUUUUUUAUAUAUAUUUUGUACGUAAUUAAGCUGAAGAUAAUUCUGUGAUACAAAAUUCAUACAUCAUACUCUUGUAAUCUGGUCAGUAUCGCUUAUAACAGUAGAGACCUAGCUUCUGUUUCCAUUUAAUAUUUCUUGUACAUGCAUAAUACUCUCUUUUGCUGAUUCAUAGUCAUCGCUACAUCCAUUCAUGUAUUGUUAAGUUAUAUUUUAUAAGUAUGAACUCAAUAGCUUCUUUUUCAUAAUUUACUUUCACACAUUUUUUCUAAAUAUAGAAACAUAAACUUUACUUUAUGAUGAUAUGUUAAAUCCAUUUGAUAGCCAUUGAAUUUAUUCUAGAAUACUAAUAAUAUCUUGAUCGCUGGUUAGAUCUAAAUAUAUAUGUAUAGAUCUUUUUAUCUUUAAGUUCAUGUACAUGUACUGUACGUAAUUUUUGUGCGUGCUAGAUUUCAUAUUGUUUCAACGAUUUUUUUCCUUCUCAUCAACUAUCAAUCAAUGCAACUUGUUAUUCACCAAUAUUUUUUUAAUAGUUAUACAUAGACUAUUUAUUGUUUAUUUAUACUUUUUUUUUUCAUCCACAACCAAUGCAGCUUAGUCGUGUAUCGUUGCCUUUUAUCAACAACUGUGAGAUAAAGGGUAUAUUAAGUCAAUUAUUUGCUCUCUCUAUGCACAUUUUCAGCAUUCUUGAAUGUCGCAUGAUUUAUCAGUUAAUGUAUGUUGUUCUUUUUUUUCAUAAUUAUUUUUUAACUCUAUUAUUAGAGAUUACAAAUGAAUGUACACUUUUCAUUGCAUGUGAAGUUGUACUGACUGAAUUCAGCAUUACUAUUUUUAUGCAAUUUGUCAAGCUUUCAUGAUUAAUGCACGUCAUAUGAUUGCAAUGCAAGAGAUCUUUCCUUUGUGCCAUGUGAGAUCAAAAUGUUGAGCCACGCGGAUUUCUCCGUGAAAGGAUUCUUUUUUCUAUCUUUAUUUUUCUCUACCCCUUUUAAGCUUACAGUUAUUUUAUGAUAUAUAAUUAUAUAUAUUGGAUGGUUUUUGCCUUUGUAAUAUUCCUUCGAGGAAGUUUUUUUAUGUCGUUUUAAAUUUCUUUAUAAGAUAAGUUUGAUCAUGUCUGACUAUUUUCUGUGCGAUAAUGUGUUCAAAUAUAACUCUUACGCUUAGGCCAUAAUUAACAAAAAGAUUGUUUCUCUGCUCUCCCGACCGACAAAUUGAAAACUUUUUUCUAACCCCCAGGAAAGAAAUGUUUUUUUUUUUUGGUUCAAAAUUCUGUUUUUUUAUUCCAUCGAUAUCUACUUUAACUUCAUAUUGUAAGUGUUUUUUACACACACACACACCCAAUAUCUACCUACCCAUUUUUUUAAUAAUGCGUCGAAAUAGCCGGACAAUAAACAGUUUUUAGAGAUGGCCCUACCGUUAUGAAUGUGUAUUUUCAAUUCUUCCGAUUUCUCCGUUGCUUCAUUUUUGUGUCAAGAUAUUUAAAAGUUAAUAUGCACCCCACCCCCUCCUGGUUAGAAAUCGC
This is a messenger RNA of Saccostrea cuccullata (small rock oyster), 4360 nucleotides long. RefSeq lists its product as uncharacterized. Lineage: Eukaryota; Metazoa; Mollusca; Bivalvia; Ostreida; Ostreidae. The transcript has 2 exons. The record is from RefSeq and is a predicted model, not a curated record. The coding region runs from base 184 to 2172 and encodes 662 amino acids.